Molecule: messenger RNA, 2775 nt
Organism: Monodelphis domestica (gray short-tailed opossum)
Lineage: Eukaryota; Metazoa; Chordata; Mammalia; Didelphimorphia; Didelphidae
Gene: ZBTB17
Product: zinc finger and BTB domain containing 17
Biological process (GO): regulation of immune system process; negative regulation of transcription by RNA polymerase II; regulation of cytokine production
Cellular component (GO): nucleoplasm
Molecular function (GO): protein binding; DNA-binding transcription repressor activity, RNA polymerase II-specific; RNA polymerase II cis-regulatory region sequence-specific DNA binding
Source: RefSeq, a predicted model, not a curated record
GGAAGCGGCGGCCGUGGGAAACACUGCGAGGUCGGUUCCGCCCGGCUCCAACAUGGCGGCGCCCUUUGUCUGCUCUGAGGUGCCGUCCCCGGCCUUCGACCGGCCGUGAUGCGUCUCCCUCUGCGGCAGGGUCCGGAACAUGGCAGUGGUGAUGGAUGUAGCUACAGCCAAAGAAAAUUAUUUGGGCUGGAUAAGAAGUCUUAGCUACAGGAAGUGUUAGCCAUGGAUUUCCCGCAACAUAGCCAGCUGGUCCUGGAACAGUUGAAUCAGCAGCGGCAGCUGGGUCUGCUGUGUGACUGCACCUUUGUGGUGGACGGAAUCAACUUUAAGGCCCACAAGGCCGUGCUGGCAGCUUGCAGUGAGUACUUCAAGAUGCUCUUUGUGGACCAAAAGGACGUGGUGCACCUGGACAUCAGUAACGCGGCAGGUCUAGGGCAAGUGUUGGAAUUCAUGUACACAGCCAAGCUGAGCCUGAGCCCUGAGAAUGUGGAAGAUGUGCUGGCCGUGGCGGGCUUCCUCCAGAUGCAGGACAUCGUCAGUGCAUGCAAUGCCCUCAGAUCCCUUCCCGUGACAACCUCCAGCACAUUGGAGAAACAAGAACCUCCUGAGCCUGAGGGAGAAGAUAAGAAGAUGGAUGAAGAAAAGAAAGUUGCUGCUGCUACCCUCAGUGAGCUGGACCGAGUAGAGUAUAUCCCUCCAGCAGAACCUGGUGGGGGAAUGAAGGGUGAACCAGAGGCCCAAGUGGAGAACAGAGGGGAUGGGCUCGGUGCCAAGGAGGAGAAGGAAGCCACAUCCAAGGAGUCACUGCCUACAGAAACUAGACCCAGUUCUGUGGGUACACCUCUUGAGGUACUCGUGUCACGAAGAUCACAGCAAGAGGGGGAAACAGAGAUCCAGAGAAAUGAAGCAGCUCACCCAAAGGGCCCAGCAGAAAUGGAGGCUGAGCCAGUGAAGGAGGACGAAGAACAGGACAGCAGCCAAGAAGCAGCAUUGUUGGGGAAGAGCAGCACCACCGAGGAGAACAGGCCUCCACUGGAGAAUGGAGGCUCUGCCACUGAGGAGAAUGAGGAGUCUGGAGGCACCGACUCCGGGCAGGAGAAUGUCGGGGAGGCUCGAGUCUUACGUUCAGGCACCUACAGUGACCGGACAGAGUCGAAGGCCUACGGCUCUGUGAUUCACAAGUGUGAGGACUGUGGGAAGGAGUUCACUCACACGGGGAACUUCAAGAGGCACAUCCGCAUCCACACGGGAGAGAAGCCUUUCUCCUGUCGGGAGUGUAACAAGGCCUUUUCAGAUCCAGCAGCCUGCAAAGCCCAUGAGAAAACACACAGCCCCCUGAAGCCCUACGGCUGUGAGGAGUGCGGCAAGAGCUACCGCCUCAUCAGCCUGCUCAACCUGCACAAGAAGCGGCACACUGGGGAGGCGAGGUACCGCUGCGGAGACUGUGGCAAGCUCUUCACCACCUCUGGCAACCUUAAGCGCCACCAGCUGGUGCACAGUGGGGAGAAGCCCUACCAGUGUGACUACUGUGGGCGCUCCUUCUCGGACCCCACCUCCAAAAUGCGGCACCUGGAGACCCACGACACAGACAAGGAGCACAAGUGCCCCCACUGUGACAAGAAGUUCAACCAGGUGGGCAACCUGAAAGCGCAUCUAAAGAUACACAUCGCGGACGGACCCCUGAAGUGCAGGGAGUGCGGCAAGCAGUUCACCACCUCGGGAAACCUGAAGCGGCAUCUCCGCAUACACAGUGGGGAGAAGCCCUAUGUCUGUGUCCACUGUCAGAGGCAGUUUGCAGACCCCGGUGCCCUGCAGAGGCAUGUGCGCAUCCACACAGGUGAGAAGCCGUGCCAGUGCCUCAUCUGUGGAAAGGCUUUCACGCAGGCCAGCUCCCUCAUCGCCCACGUGCGCCAGCACACCGGGGAGAAGCCCUACGUCUGUGAGCGCUGUGGCAAGAGGUUUGUCCAGUCCAGCCAGCUGGCCAACCACAUCCGGCACCACGACAACAUCCGGCCGCACAAGUGUAGCGUGUGCAGCAAAGCCUUCGUCAACGUGGGCGACCUGUCCAAGCACAUCAUCAUCCACACGGGGGAAAAGCCCUUCCUCUGCGACAAGUGUGGCCGCGGCUUCAACCGAGUGGACAACCUUCGCUCCCAUGUGAAGACGGUUCACCAGGGUAAAGCCGGCAUCAAGAUCAUGGAGCCGGACGAAGGCGACGAGGUCAACAUCGUUACGGUCGCCUCGGACGAUAUGGUCACGCUGGCCACGGAGGCGCUGGCCGCCACAGCUGUCACCCAGCUUACAGUGGUGCCUGUUGGGGCCGCAGUGACGGCGGAUGAGACCGAAGCCCUCAAAGCUGAGAUCACCAAAGCUGUGAAACAGGUCCAAGAAGCAGACCCAAAUACCCAGAUCCUCUAUGCUUGUGAUUCAUGUGGUGAGAAGUUCCUGGAUGCCAACAGCUUGGCCCAGCAUGUCCGGAUCCACACAGCCCAGGCCCUGGUCAUGUUUCAAGCAGAUACGGACUUCUACCAGCAGUAUGGCCCAGGCAGCACGUGGCAGGCGGAGCAGGUGUUACAGGCCGGGGAACUGCUUUUCCGCCCCCGGGAAGGGACUGAAGGCCAGCCUACCCUGGCAGAGCCCCCUCCACCCACUGUGGCUGAAUGAGGGGAGUGUGGGUGGGCAGAGGCCAUGGCAGACACCCCCUCUCCCGACUAUUUAAAGAUGGACAAUGCACCCUGGAUCCCUAGAGAGAAUAAAUUGGAUUAUUUUCUAAAA